Amphimedon queenslandica is the source of this 381-nucleotide messenger RNA. RefSeq names its product U2 small nuclear ribonucleoprotein A'-like. The transcript has 4 exons. Gene Ontology annotation, molecular function: U2 snRNA binding. Bases 89 to 322 code for a protein of 77 amino acids. Lineage: Eukaryota; Metazoa; Porifera; Demospongiae; Haplosclerida; Niphatidae. Gene Ontology annotation, cellular component: U2 snRNP. Gene Ontology annotation, biological process: mRNA splicing, via spliceosome. The record is from RefSeq and is a predicted model, not a curated record.
CCGAAGAUUACAAAUUCUAGGAUAUUUGAGGAUUACAGUCCGAUUACUAGCUCCAAUAUCCGUAUACUAAAAAAACUAAAAGCUCAAAAUGUCUAAACUAACUGCUGAGCUAAUAGCAGACUCUCCUCAGUUCAUGAACUCAGUUAACGAUUGGGAGCUGAGCCUAAGAGGUAAUAAGAUUCAAGUUAUUGAAAACCUCGGGGCGACAUUGGAUCAGUUUGAUUGCAUUGAUUUCUCAAAUAACGAGAUACGGCGACUUGAUGGAUUCCCAUACCUAAGGAGAUUAAAGAUGUUAAUUAUUAACAACAAUAAGCUAUGGUAAUAAAAUAAGCAUUAUGAUUGGAACAAUCUAUGCAAUAUAAGUACAUGUAUAUGCAUCAG